This is a messenger RNA of Sinocyclocheilus grahami, 3151 nucleotides long. Its product is annotated as F-box DNA helicase 1-like. Gene Ontology annotation, molecular function: DNA binding; hydrolase activity; protein binding. Gene Ontology annotation, biological process: replication fork processing; double-strand break repair via homologous recombination. NCBI's taxonomy places the organism in Eukaryota, Metazoa, Chordata, Actinopteri, Cypriniformes, Cyprinidae. The record is from RefSeq and is a predicted model, not a curated record. Gene Ontology annotation, cellular component: nucleus. The transcript has 18 exons. The coding region runs from base 102 to 2621 and encodes 839 amino acids.
GGAAAUGGAACACUUGUGAAGUUGUUGUGUUUGUUUGUUUGGGUGGAUUGAAGUUAAAGCUGUGACAUCUGUGGGGUGAAACGUCUCGUCGUUUGUAAAUCAUGGAAUCGUCCAUGAAAGGAAGGGCCAAACGCAGGCACUUGGGGCCCUCAGAAUGUGAUGAUCUGGUGCAAAGCAAGACAGGGAAGGAGUCUCUCACACAGCCUUUUAAUGUUAACCUCAGCAACACGGAUCCAAACCGAGGACUUCAGCCCAGGACCCCCACCAAAAGAAGCAGACAAGCUUCAGGUGGUGUGGGACAACAGAAAGGCAUCACCAGUUUCAUCUCCAUCACUGGAGUCAUCAGCACCAGCCCCCAAAAAGGAACCAAGACUCCGGUGAAAGACGAGGAGGAAGAACAGGAACCGAUCGGACAUCUUAUCCCAAAAGAAGAAAAUGUAGAAGAGGAGAAGAUUGAGGACUAUAUGGAAGGAAUCACUGAGGACAUGUUCGAUGAAGACUUUGAUGUAGGAACUACAUCUGUCAAAAAAGAAGAAGAAUUGUUGGAAGUUACUGUGAGAAAAGAAGAGGAUGAGGAGGACCUGGUCGAAGCCCUCCCUGAUGCCCACUACGGGCUGCUAGGAGUGCAGGGAGGCCAGGAGGAGCCCAAGGGCCAUGUCCAGGAUCUGCCCGAGGAGGUCCUGAGGGAAGUGUUCGCACACCUCCCAGCGGAUGACCUCUAUCGAAACAUCAGCCUGGUGUGCCAUCACUGGAGGGUCGUCGUCAUGGACCCCCAGUUUCUGCCUUGGAAGAAGUUGUACUGCAGAUACCGUAAGCGGCAAAAUGAGGCGCUGAAGGAGGUGAAGUCUAUCCUUGAUGAUAAUCAAAUUAACAAAAAGGAUGACCUGUGUCUUCUCAAUAUGUUGAGGUACAUGUCUCAGUUCAAACACAGCAAACGGGUGAAUGUGAAGAACGUGUUGGCGUGUGUGAAAGGACAUCAGCUUUAUGCUCAGGCUGAAGCCUGUAUCAAAGACAGAAUCCCAGACAUGGUGGAUAAUGAGGGUCCAAACCCUUGGCCUGCCAUGGCCCUGAUGUUGAUUUUGGCUGACGGAGUGAAAGAUGUCUUGGACCUGGUAGCUCUCUUGCGGAAGUCUGGGUGUCUGCUGACAGCAGGAGGAAUCUCUGAGUACCUGUGGGCUGUGGCGACUUUGCUCCUGGCAAUGAGAGAGAACGAUAUUAACGUAAGCAACAGGUGGCAUUACAAUAUCUUUUAUGUGCUGCACUUAAUGGAGAACGCUCCUCCUCCUGCGGGCUUGCAAGACAACAGACAGCUGAUCACUCAUGAGCAGCAGCAGAUACUCAACCAUGACAUCAACAAUAACCACGUUGUUAAAAUAAUGGCUUUUGCUGGCACUGGAAAGACAACCACACUCGUGAAGUAUGCUCAGCAAAGGGCACAUAUGCGCUUCCUCUACCUGGCCUUCAACAAAUCUGUGGCGAUGCAAGCUCAGCGUUCAUUUCCGUACAACGUCAAAUGCAGUACCAUCCAUUCAAUGGCGUUCAGAGCUGUGGGAGUGAGGUAUAAAAACUUGAGGAAACUGUCCAAUAAUUUGCAGGUGUUUGAUGUGGCGUGGGUCUUGCCUAAAGGACUCGGAGGAUUCGUCAAUGCUAAAGUGGUGACGCAAACGCUCCACAAUUUCUGGGCGUCCGUAGACCAGUGUGUUGGUCCGGAACAUGUUCCACAUAAGUACAAGAACACACACGGAUUGCCAGAAUACCCAGACGAUCACCAAAAAAUGGCAUUUUCUGGUGCCGCACAUUUUUCAGGUGUUGAAAACUUUGGACUGGACAAAAUUAUGGAUCUCUGGGUCCUGAUGCAACCAGAGGACAAACGCAAGAAUGAGAGCCUUCUGAUCAAGGAUUACUUCAUCCGAAGUUUCUGCAAAGAUAAGAUGGGUGGAUUCAGAGGUCUGAAGGGAUACGCCAUGGCCUCGGAAGACCGUGAGCUGGAGGCCAAGCUAGCCGUGGUGGAAAAAUACAACAAACGCAUUCCAGAGCUGGUUAAACGCAUCUAUGAUCGUGCCCAGAAAAGCCCAGUGUGCGCAGAUUUUAUCCUUGGUACGGUGCAUAAGGCAAAAGGCCUGGAGUUUGACACAGUGGUUGUGACAGAUGACUUCAUGAAAGUACCAUGUGCUCGACACAACCUGCAGAGAGUGGGUGGUUUCAAUGCAGCAAACGUCUCAGAUGACGAGUGGAACCUGUUAUAUGUGGCGAUCACUCGAGCCAAAAGAGCGCUGUACAUCACCAAGACCAUCAGCAACAUCCUCACGUUCACUGGGGAGUACUUCCUAAGAUCAGGGCUGACCAGCACUCUGCUGAGUGAAGACCCAUCUCUUGUCUGCUCCAUUGAAGGCUGUGAGAACCACAUCACUGCAGACGCCGUCCUCAGCAUGAGCAAACUCCCCAUCAGAUAUAUGGAGAGUGUGGAUGCGGGCGGCGUUCUGUGUUUGACCUGUGUGGAGCAGCGUGUGGGACCUGCAGCCUUCCUGCUCUCUCCACCUGAACGGGUCAGAUCCAUGACCUAUACCAAUGAAAGAAUAGAGCUGCCCAUCAAUGUUGCCAUGCUGCUAUCUUUACUUUAAACACCACAUUCAAGUGUCCUUUUGCCUUUGUGUCUUUUUGGAGUGAUUUUGCCGUGUUCACAAUUGUGGAUUACUCAAAUCUGCACUGGAUUUUUUUUUGUUUUGUUUUGUUUUAUUUUAGUUAAACUUAUUUUUAAGUAUGCUCCAUAACUAUUUUAAUACUUCUAAACUUUUUUUUCCCUCUGUUGCUUCAUUUGACUGGUUCUCCCACAUUGUGACUUACCCUAUUUGGAAGACACUAAACAUUGACGUCAGUGUUUAUAGGUGGGGAAUAAGCAGUGUGUCUUUUUCCUGGUUUUUCUGGCAGCUUUAGAAGAGCCUUUUCAAGCCCUCGAUAACUACAGUAUUACAGCUGUUGUGAACGACACAAUGGUUGAGGAACACUGAUGUAUAAGAUUGUGUUUAUGUCCACAGUUGUAACAUGAGUGACGUGUGGGAAGAAUGCUAACCAUUCCUUCAUAUAGUUUUACAUAAAGACAAAGUGUGUAAUUAGACUAACUUAAGUUUUGCACUAUAUAUAUAUAUAUAUA